UGUCGUUCCAAGAUCGUAGGCUGCUCAUUGCUUCGGAGAUGUUCCUGCUGUGUCAAACUCGGUUCAGACUGAAUUUUUAACAUUUGGCUUCGACCCUACUGUCCCGGACUGAGGGCACCGUCGGCAGAUUCAUUGGUCAGGUUUCUGGUAAGGGGUGGAUUUUUGGACAGUUCAGCAUCCAGCAGAACACCCAUCGGAGGAUUCGUCCAUCAGGAGACCAAGAUUCCAGUUAACUGGAUGGCGAGCCAACCCGUGGAAAGAUUGAGAGACCAAGAGAAGGAGGAUCGCUUCUGCAGAAGAAUUACUGCGCUCAUGGUGCGGUAGGACAGAAAAGACACACUCAUACACUUGGAUUGGGCCCCAGCGACCGAUCCUCUGACUAACACCAAAAAGACUGGACUCGGACGUUUCUAUUUUUUUGUCAUUGGUGCGCACUUUAUUAUUUUUUUUAUUGUAUUGUUGUAACGUUGUUGUUGUGCAGCUAAUCUGCACUAAUUGUACUUAUUACACAUGUUUUGGCAAAUCCAUUCUGUGUGUGUCUCCUUACUGACGCUCAGACCUCAGGCUCCAAGCGCCCUAGUCUCUGAUGCUGGUCCAAAUCUAAUAUAUUUACGGUUUUGAUGUAACAAAGUUGUUACAUCUGUGGCGAGCCAGCCAGGAGCCUGAAGUGAAGUGAGUAUCAGUAUUGAGAAAAGAAAAUAAUGGAUUUUAUUGAGCAGUCAGGUGUUAAGAUUCCUAAUUCAGUGAUUGUGUGUGGACUGACUAACUCAGAGAAAGACGAAAACGUGCUAGACUUUCUAAAGAGAUACGGCAGCAUUCAAAAUGUAGUGUCAGGUAAUGAUAAAGCCUCAGAGUAUUACCAAAACCUGAUCAUUGAAUUCUCGAGUGGCUUAGCUAUAGAAGCUUUGGAACCCCUUUUGCCAUAUAAGUACAUCUUGGAAGAGGACCCAAGUAUUGUAUUCUGUGUCAGAAGGCUAGCCAGUGUUUACACUGCAAAGGUUGGGGAGGGAUUCACUAGGUCAUACCUAUCUGAGUUGAGAGGCCUAGCCAAGCGUAGUGGUGAAGAAUAUGAGGUAAUUCUGAAAGAAAUGAUGUCUCAGAUUAGCGAGGCUAUCGACCCUGUGAGGGAGGCAACUUCUCCACUAUUCCUUGACACAAAUGACAAGACAGAGUUACCACAGCUCCAGACACUCCUUGUUCCCCCACAACCAACCGCAGACCAAGGUGCAGCAGCACCAAUCCCACUUCCUAGUGUGGGAAAGACCUCAUCUAUUACACUAAGUGACGUGAACCCACCAGAAAUCCAAAAGGUGGUGGUCGAACACAUUGUAAGGAAGGAGAACAUAGGACCAGACUUAUACUCCUCCGUCUGGCUCCGUUCCUUUUCAGGCAGGACGCCCAGACCCAAUAAUGAGUCAGACUACGAUACCUGGCGUUCACAAAUUGACCUGCUUCUGAGUGAUCCUAGCAUGUCGCAUCCACAGAUCACGCGAAGGCUUCUUGAAAGUUUGCUUUCUCCUGCAGCUGACGUAGUCAAGGGGUUAGGGCCCAAAUCUUCUCCCGUACUCUACUUACAGCUGUUAGAUUCAGCUUUUGGUGUUGUUGCAGAUGGAGAGGAGCUUUUUGCUCAGUUCAUGAAUACUCUUCAAGACCCUGGUGAAAAACCAUCUACCUAUCUUCAGCGUCUGCAGCUAGCUUUAAAUUUAGCUGUUAAGAGGGGAGGGGUGGCACCUCAGGACAUAGAUAAGCACCUUCUCAAGCAGUUUUGUAGAGGAUGCUGGGAUAGUACAUUGCUCUCGAGCCUGCAGCUUGAGCAAAAGAAAGGCAGCCCUCCAUCUUUCUCAGACCUCUUGCUAAUGCUGCGCACUGAAGAGGAUAGGCAAGCAGCAAAGGAUGCCCGAAUGAAAAAACACAUAAGCUCCACAAAGCAACGAGCUCACAUUCAUUCUCAGAGUACUUGUGGGUGUGCACAGCUACAAGAACAACCAGAGACACGUCUCAAUGCAGUUGAGGAUCUUAAAAAGCAGAUAGCCAGUCUGCAGAGCCAGCUAGCUUCAGUUAUAUCACAGAAAAAGACAAGAAAGUAUGACACUAAAGGAACAGCAGAAAAAUCAAAUAAGUCCAAGUCAAGUAGUGUUCACACAGAGGGGUUCAGGCGACAGGAGAGAAGCAGACUGGCAGGCCAAAGCCCUGGUACCGUUUUCACUGUGGGGAAGAUGGGCAUAUAACCCCAUCUUGCACCAGCCCGGCAAAUUCCACUCUGGUGACAGAAAAGAGAAGACAGUUGGAGGAGAAACAACGCAUGUGGGAAAGGCAAAACCACCCUAGUAAGUCAUACUCACCUUUAAACUAGAUUCAGUCCCCGUUGUGGGGCAAACAGGGGCUGAACUGAAUCAACCACGUCCCUCAGAUGUUAAAAGUGGAAACAGAGUUCCAUGUGCCAGUCUUGAACAUUUAACGAGUGAAGACCAACAUUUCAGGCUUCCUAGAGGGUUGAUCGGUACCAAGAGCACGGCUGAAGUCAUUAUUAAAGGUGAGCAGUUUAACUGCCUACUUGAUACAGGCUCGCAGGUGACUACCAUACCUCAGUCUUUCUAUGAACAGUAUUUGUCAGAGCAAGAAAUCAAGCCGCUCUUUGACCUCUUGGAAGUUGAAGGUGCAAAUGGGCAGGCCGUGCCUUACCUGGGUUAUAUAGAAACCAGUGUCACCUUCCCAAAAGAGUUCCUUGGAGUGUCCAUUGAAGUUGCCACAUUAGCUCUAGUAGUCCCUGAUGUUAAGGCCGCCUCAGAGUCUCUCCUGCUAAUAGGCACAAAUACACUUGAUGCUUUAUAUGACACUUAUUGUGAA
Messenger RNA from Amphiprion ocellaris (clown anemonefish), 2847 nucleotides. RefSeq names its product zinc finger CCHC domain-containing protein 12-like. The coding region runs from base 702 to 2228 and encodes 508 amino acids. The record is from RefSeq and is a predicted model, not a curated record. The transcript has 2 exons. Lineage: Eukaryota; Metazoa; Chordata; Actinopteri; Pomacentridae.